Molecule: messenger RNA, 3216 nt
Organism: Cetraspora pellucida
Lineage: Eukaryota; Fungi; Glomeromycota; Glomeromycetes; Diversisporales; Gigasporaceae
Source: the annotation of a GenBank genome assembly
AUGGCUCAACGUAGACGACAAUUUGUUAUUGAUUUAAAUUAUUAUGAACUUCCGGCCACAAUAACGCGGUUAGAUACGAUUCGCGAAAAGUUGAUACGGGAACUUUCUCAGCAAUAUCCCGAUCUUUCCAAUGUAACUUCAAAGGAUCUCUCAUUAUUUCUUGGUCACUUUCAGAAGUUUCAAGAAGAUGCUUUAGGACGUUUAGCUCCUCGAUUUGAUAAGAUUCCCCCCAAAGUCCCUGCAAAACUAUUUAAAUUGGAACCACCGCCAGGUCAUAACUCACCGAUCUAUCAUAUUAUUCGUGCAGCAUAUAAAUUUCGAGGACAAAAAAAAUGGAAACGUUGGGAUUGGGAACUUAACCGAAAUGAUUUGAUUGAAAUGGUAAAGCAGAUCAGAAAUCACUUGGAGUCUAAGGGAUUUAUUAAAAAAUUUAUGAUAUUACUUGGAGAAUCUGUGGCAGGGGGUACACAUAGACAAGAACUGAUUGAGCAUAUAAAUAACUUGGGAGGGCAAGUAACUCAUGAUAUUGCAAGAACGACACAUAUUAUACAUGCCACAAAUGAGCAUAAUUAUGAUGCAGACGAAGAGUGGUACAGAACUUUAGAAAAAAAGGAUGGUAAAGUUUUGUUACAUUGGUGGUAUUACCCAGAUUCAUAUGACUCAUGGCUGGACGAAGGUGAACAUGCAGAUCCUGAACCAAAUCCAAUCCAUCACGGUCCCUGGAACGUAUCAGAACGAUGGCUCAGGGAUAGUACCGAAUUUAAUGAGUGGAUGAACGAAGAAGACUACGAGAUAACUGAUUCAAAAUUGGCAGUUGAAGAACAAUCUGGUAUUUCAGAAUCAGAGGCUUCACCAUCGCAUAAACGAACCUUGGAUUCAUUAGAAUCACCUUCGAACAUGGAUGUUGAUGUUCGUCCAACAACGGAUGCCAAGCGUCCGAGGUUAAGAUCACCAGAACAUGACGCAGUACCAGAACAUCCGAAUAUGUCACUUGUAGAUAUUGAACAAGAAGCGUCACGUGUAGGAGGCAUUCGUACGAGGAAAAACGAAUUUGACCCCUUAAUUGGUGGAGACAUUGCAAAUAUUUCACAAUUAGUUCCACCAGAAAGAACUACCAAGGAAGAUACACAACAGGAUCUUGAAGAUCCUGAAGUUAUAGACGAGAAUGCAGACACAGAUAAUGUAACUUCAGACAUGGAAGGUGUUCGAAUUCCUGCAAACAGUAAUAAUAUUGAUGUUGAGAUGACUGAACAAGAGCAAAACAUAUCCAGUGGACGUACCGAGCAUAAAGUUUCGCCUAAUUCUGCAGCAAAAGAGUUGGACGAAGAUGAAAACAUGGCGACUACAGAUGAUAAUAGGCAACUAGAAGAUGAUGCGAAUGAGCCUUUGUCUGAUACCGUCAUCCCCCAAGAGGUUCUUUCUGCCAAUGAUGAAGACGAAAAGAAACGACUUGAAGAAGAAGCCCGUAAAUAUUUAUCAGAACAAACACAAGAAAUUGUGAUUCCUUCAUACUCUGCUUGGUUCAAUAUGUCAACCGUUCAUCCUAUCGAGAAGAAAUCCUUGCCAGAGUUUUUUAAUAACAGAAACAAAUCGAAAAAUCCCAGCAUAUACAAAGAAUAUAGAGAUUUUAUAAUAAAUACUUAUCGCCUUAAUCCUGGGGAGUAUCUGACAGUAACAGCCUGUCGUAGAAAUUUGGCUGGCGAUGUGUGUGCGGUUAUUCGCUUACAUGCUUUUUUAGAACAGUGGGGUUUAAUUAAUUAUCAAGUUGAUCCGGAUACUCGACCAUCUCCGGUUGGACCUUCUUUCACAGGACAUUUUCGUAUCACAGCAGAUACUCCAAGAGGACUUCAACCUUUUCAACCACUUGGACCUUCAGCUACCUUAUCAAGUUCUGUUGCGACCACGUCUACAGUUAACGCAGUAUCUGGUAUCACUACUGAAUCAUCCGCUGCUGCAAAUCCAAAAGUCGAUAAAGUUUUUGGUCUUCGCCAAAAUGUUUAUCAAACUGGAGUAAAUACAGCCGCCACUCCGGGCUCACAAGAUGAAACCGGGAGUGUUGCUGCUGAUUCAGGGUCAAAUGAACAAAAACAAUAUCAUUGUGUUACGUGUGGUGUUAACUGUACUCGUGUUCGUUACCAUAGUGUAAAGACUCAAAACUAUGAACUUUGUCCAAAUUGUUAUUUGGAAGGACGAUAUCCUACAUCAAUGUAUAGCGGAGACUUUUUGAAAAUGGAGGAAACACCGUUCAAGCAUGCACAAGAUGAUGACUGGACAGAGCAAGAAAAUUUGAGCCUUUUAGAAGGUGUAGAAUUAUAUGAAGAUGAUUGGAAUAAGAUCUCUGAGCAUGUUGGCACUCGUACGCAGGAGCAAUGCAUUUUACACUUUUUGGAAUUCCCAAUUGAAGAUCCACUUAACGAAACAAAAAUGUCAGAUUUGGGACCACUUCAGUAUCAACGUAUACCUUUCAGUCAGGCGGACAAUCCUGUUAUGUCAGUGGUUGCUUUCUUAGCGUCAGUAGUUAAUCCAGGCGUCGCAGCUGCGGCAGCAAAGUCUGCACUGAAGGAACUAUCUCUUCACAACAAAAGAUCAACAAACAAAGAAAUAAAUGGCGUCAACGGAGUAAGAUCCGGCGAGCCAAGUGAAACAGCUGCAAGCACACCGAUGACUGAUGUUAAACAUAGUGACGAAAUGGAUACAGAGGGAGUGACUGAACUAAAACCAGAUCCAGAACAGACUCCAGAAGAAGCGACGACUUCUGAUUCUACCGUUCCUCGUCCAAAGCUAUUAGAAAGAGCUGGUGCAACAGCAAUGGGUGCGGCAGCUGCGAAAGCAAAAGUACUCGCAGACUAUGAAGAACGAGAAAUUCAACGCCUUGUCAACGCAGUCAUUGAAAACCAGUUGAAAAAGCUUGAGCUUAAACUUCAACAGUUUGAAGAAUUAGAAAAUGCACUCGAGAACGAGAAGAAAGAACUAGAGAAACAACGUCAAUUGUUGUACAAUGAACGUUUGGCAUUCAAAAAAAACACUAUAAUGAUGCAGGAGCAAUUAAGAAAUGCACAAGCUAGCAGUAGUGGGCCGAAACCUUCAACAAGUGGGCAUGGUUAUCUAAAUUCAAGCAAUAGUCGAAUCAUAUCAAAGAUUGAAUUUCAACAGCAACAGCAGAUUCGUCAGCCAGUCGGACCAUUAAGUCAAGAGCAAGGAAAUGAGGAUCCUUAG